Molecule: messenger RNA, 631 nt
Organism: Manduca sexta (tobacco hornworm)
Lineage: Eukaryota; Metazoa; Arthropoda; Insecta; Lepidoptera; Sphingidae
Product: tRNA dimethylallyltransferase-like
Exons: 3
Coding region: 1-615 (204 amino acids)
Biological process (GO): tRNA modification
Cellular component (GO): mitochondrion
Molecular function (GO): tRNA dimethylallyltransferase activity
Source: RefSeq, a predicted model, not a curated record
AUGGUCCUUGAAAGACUGUAUAUACAAUAUGAGGCUAAGGCAAUUCCAGUGGCUAUUGAAGGAACGAGAGAGGCGCCACACCAUCUCCUGGACAUCUUGGAACCGCACCAGAUGUUCACCGUGGUCGACUUUCGCAACAGAGCUUUGAAGAUUAUAGAAGAUUUGAUAGAUCAAGGCAAAAUUCCAUUAAUAGUUGGCGGUACUAACUAUUACAUAGAAUCUGUAGUAUAUAAUAUACUAGUUGAAGAAAUGAAUGACUAUGAUUCCCUUUUAUGGGACCAAAGUAGACGUAAACGGGAUUACCCUGAUUCAGAGCACAAUCAGGAAGUCGAAGCGAAAAGAACCCAAACAGAUGGGAAUAAAGAUCAAAUUCAAGCCACCACGUCAGAUAAAAAAGAAACAGACGAACGUCCGAAUGCAAAUAAAAGUUCUACUAUAGAACAAGGCCUUGAAACAAAUGGAAAAAUUUAUAUAAUCACUAAGGAACAACUCCAAAAAGAUGUUGAUGUUGAGUACACAUUUAACAACGAAGAGAUUCACGCUAAAUUGAAGGCAAUCGAUCCUGCGAUGGCGGGAAGACUUCAUCCGAAUAACAGGCGGAAAGUUUUGAGGUAAGUGAAAAUAUUUUGUU